Chrysoperla carnea is the source of this 2203-nucleotide messenger RNA. RefSeq names its product ran-specific GTPase-activating protein-like. Gene Ontology annotation, cellular component: nuclear pore; cytoplasm. Gene Ontology annotation, molecular function: GTPase activator activity. The record is from RefSeq and is a predicted model, not a curated record. Gene Ontology annotation, biological process: nucleocytoplasmic transport. The coding region runs from base 132 to 854 and encodes 240 amino acids. NCBI's taxonomy places the organism in Eukaryota, Metazoa, Arthropoda, Insecta, Neuroptera, Chrysopidae. The transcript is spliced from 4 exons.
CUAUUGAGCAGCUGUAUACUAGUUUUAAUACAUAUUAAAAAUUAGCUUGUUUUCUUUAACCGUCAAUUAAAAUUUAUACAAUUAUUUUACUAGUUUUAUACAAAAGUAGAAAAACAUAAACGAUUAAAAAAAUGUCUGGGGAAAAUGGUAUAGCUACAGAGAUUUUAAAUAAUUCAACAAGUGAUGAUUCGACUGAACAUGAGUUCGAACCACAAUUUGAGCCAAUUAUUACUUUGCCUGAAGUGGAAGUUUCAUUAAAUGAGGAGCAUGAAGAGGAAUUGGUUAAAUUACGUGCAAAAUUAUUUCGUUUUGACACUACCGAUGUAGAACAGUCGCAAUGGAAGGAACGUGGUACCGGUGAGGUGAAAAUUUUGAAGCAUAAGGAAAAUCAUUCAUGUCGUGUUGUAAUGCGACGUGAUAAAACUUUCAAAAUAUGCGCAAAUCAUUUUAUCACCCCGUGGAUGUCAUUGAAGCCAAGUUUUGGAUCAGAUCGUGCAUGGGUAUGGACUGUUAUGGCUGACUUUGCUGACGAAACUGCCAAAACUGAAUGUUUAGCCAUACGGUUUGCAAGUGCAGCAAUUGCUAACCAAUGGAAAGAGAAAUUCGAAGAAGCUCAAAAAAUUGUGACCGAACAAUGCGAUUUAUAUAGAAAUAAUCCUGUAGGGGAUUCCAUCACAGAUUCUGGUCAAUCGAGUGAAGAAGAUCCAGAGAGUCCCAAGCAAGAAGCUAAAAAGGAUGAACAAAAAGGAGAUGAAAAAGUAUCCUCAGCAUCUUCCUCAGUAACUGACACAAAAGAAACAGAAUCAGCUAAAGAAGUAACAGAUAAAUUAGCGAAUUUAGAUGUUACUAAGUAAUUUAUUUUUCUACGUUAUAUGCUUAUUUUAAGUACAUUCCUCGCAGUUGUAUAGAAAGAUGUUUAAAAUCUCUCCCAUACCCCCGGAUGAAAUGAAAAAAAAGUCACUAAUCUCCGUUCGCUUGUCUCAUAUUAUUAAGUGUGAAUUUUUAUGAAUUUCAUAAUUUUCUUCCAUUUUUUUUAAUUUAAAAUAAUGUUAAAAUAUUUCUUUAUUAAAUGUUAAAAUAUAUAUGCCCUUAUUUUUUCUAAAGAACGAGGUUAUUUUUGAACUUCAAAUAAGAAUCACAACUGCUCAAAUACAAAAUUCCGGGAUGAAUGAAAUUGAAUUAUAACAAGAUUUUAUUGAAUUCGUAAAAUAAUUUGAUCCCGGUCAAUUCUUCAUAAUUAUAUUCGAUUCAAUUUCAAUCACCCUUGAAGUCGAAAACAUCACAAUUUUAUAAACAUUUAUUUCCGAACUGUAGGUAUACGAUUUUUCUAAGAAUCAUUACAGGUCAAAAGAUUGCAUGCUGUUUUGAAUGAGUUGAAAUCGAUGAUUUUAGUUUUCGUAUGUAAACUCAAAAAUUUGUACUCAAUAUUUUAUCCCCGCAACUUUCUUUACAAAAGACUGGUAUAAACUAAUGGAAUUUUCACGAAUUUUCGUGUUUUAUAACUACUAACAAAUAUAAAAUAUUCAUAAAAUCUUUGUUACAGGGUGCAUUUAUAAAAUGGUACUCGUAGAAAUUAGAAAUUCAUUGUCUACAUGUCCUUAAAAUUUAAUAACUAUGAUUUAUAUGCAUAUUUUUUUAAACAAUAACUCGUAAACGGGACCAUGGUCAAAAUUUCAUCUUUUUCAAGCUAUACAAUGAGAAUACGUUUGAUAUUUGCUAUUGCAGAGCUUGAAAAUGAUAAAACUAUAUUAUCGAAACGUUGUUCGUUAACUAAACGUCAUUAAUUUUCUGUCCACUUUCCCGUUAGCAAGUUAUUACUUAAUAUUUAAUAUUUUUUCUUCUAUUUCAUUUUCAAUCGUUUUUAUAAAUAAUCAUAUUUCACAGACUUAUGUAUUAAUUUAGAUGGCUAACUAAAUUCGAGCUACACAGCGAGCAAUAUAUCGCAGUCGUUGGUACCUCAUGAUUUCAGCGACUGAUCGCCUCCUUUAUAUUACGGAUCUUGAAUAAUCUUUGGUAAAUUUCUGUUUGUUGCUGUUUAGCCUUGUUUUAUUGUUGAAAAUUAUGUUUCGGAGAGGAUUCUCUCCAUCCUUUUGGAAAAAUAUAUAAGUAAUAGCCAACUAGAUAAAAUACAUACCUUUGAUUUAAUUGGUUAUAUAAUUAUUUAACUCACCUUAAAAUGAAAUAUUACUACCCCCCCCCCCUU